GUAGGACCUAAAUAUUAAAUGAUUCGCUAACCAGAGAAAUCGCCAUUUUUCCUGUUAAAUGACGAAAGAAAGAGGGAAUGGUAAGGGCUGCCAGAAGGAAGAGGAAACGAUCGUUGGUAGUUGAAAGAGGUGGGGAAAAGGAAAGAUAGAAGGGGUGAGAAGCAGGUGAAGUGGGGAUCUAACAGAUCCCCUCGCUCGAUUCGUGGGUUUCACCGGUCUCUUCGACGAUCCAUGGAUCAGUCUCGAUGCAACCGUCCUUUGGGUUUGGUUGCAGUCGUCUUUUUUUUAUGCCCUCUUUACUUCGAAUAUGGCCACUUUAUUUUUCGAGUUGGAUUUCAUUUUUUUCAUGACAAUUCCAAAGCAUGGUGUUAUUUUCGAACAAGUGACGAGCCUAACGAAGGAAUUAUUAGUAUAGUGUAAAUAUUAAUGAAUUUUUCGUGUCUAAUCGUAAGAUGCGUUUACGAGCUUUUUUUUCUUAUUAAUGUGUACGAAGUGAAAUCAUUUUUUACUGGGUCAAAAUCGUUAAAAGAUUUUUAGUGAAACUCGAUAAUAGAUUCUUAAGAGUAUACUCUCGGCGUUAUCCACUAUUUUAUAUUCUUUUUCUUUUUAUAUUUUUUUGACGAUCAUAAGUGAUACAAGAUAUAGGAACAUAUCGAAGAUACGAUCGUUUGAGCGACGAUACGAUCGUUCGAGCAUUGAAGUCGGUAGCAUGAAUGUUCUGUAUGCCGUCUGUUCGGAGAGUUCGAUGCGUGGAUAAGAAGCUACAUUUUUUUUGUCGAACAAAAAUAAUAUCAUUCGUUCGAUUUGCGGAGGAAAAAGAUUUGAUUUUAAUUAUCUCGCACGUAGAAGAUUUAUUUUUAAAAUAUAUGAUCGUUCCGAGUAUAAUUUUAACGAAACAAUUCGAUAUCUCGUAGUAAGUUCGAUAUCAAUAGGAUAACAUCUUUUUUCGCAUUGAUAUCAAGAAGUAAAAAAAUUUGAUUACUGAAUAAGAUAAAACGGCAAUUAAAAUUACCGCCGUUUCGAAACGUAUAAUUUUUUUUUCAUCAGGCAGGUGGCGCUGAUCGUUGGCCCAGUUCAAAACGCGCCAAUCGACAUUUUUUUUGCGUCGUUAAUAAACGAUUCCUUCGAAGCGCGAUUUCGAAGACCCGCUUAUUAUCGAGAAAACCAUCGACGAUAUACGAGAACGCGAUCAAAAAUUUCGAUCAACGAACAUCGAGUGGAUACCUUUCGAACAUUUUGCGAACGAGGUAACCUGAUUAAUAGUGCGCAGUUGAAAUUGUUCGUUGGUUGGAAUUCGUCGUGGUAAAGUGUGUACGUACGAGCGUGCGUGUGUAGUGUAUGUGUGCGUGUGUAUGAUCGUGCAGUGCGUGUGUGUUCGAAACAGUGUCUUUUAUUAUAUUUCAUUUCAUCAUUUAUCAUCGUUCUUUUUUAUGAUGGAUACAAGCUGAACGAAUAUUCAUUUAUCCGUUGGAUCUUCUUUCGAAAAGGACUACUUUCGACGGGCAUGUAUGGCUGGUGCGUGGCUGGAAUGGCAGAAAAGUUACGCGAAGCUUGCGUUCGUGGCGAGGCCGAACGUGUCGCACGUCUUCUCGACGAAGGAAUCAAACCACAGCCGGAUGAAAAUGGACGAAGUCCUUUGCUAUUGGCUGCAGCACUCGGCCACACUGAUGUCUGUAAUGCUCUUCUGCUUCGUGAAGCCGAGGUUAAUGCAGCCGACUCGGGCGGCGUGACUCCUCUACAAAGGGCAGCUGCCGAAGGCCACUUGGAGGUGGUUGAGCUACUCCUCAAGCAUGGAGCAGACGUCGCACGGCAGGAUACGCUUCAUGGAAACUCGGCUUUGCACGAAGCCUCAUGGCGAGGAUACAGCCGGACUGUUGCUGCUUUGGCAAAGGCCCUCGGGACUCAACGCGCUCCUUUGCACGCGAGGAAUCUAGCUGGAUUUGCACCGCUUCACCUCGCUUGUCAAAAUGGCCAUAACCAAAGCUGUCGAGAACUUCUCCUCGCUGGAUGCAAUCCUGAUCUUCAAAACAAUUACGGAGACACGCCACUUCAUACAUCGGCACGUUACGGUCAUGCAGGUGUUACGCGUAUUUUAAUAUCCGCGCUUUGCAGGGUCUCUGAACAAAAUAAAAACGGUGACACGGCACUUCACAUUGCCGCAGCGAUGGGCCGUCGGAAGUUGACGAGGAUACUUCUUGAAGCCGGUUGCGAUAGGACGCUGCGAAACAAGCAGGGCGAGACAGCGAAGGAUAUAGCUCGUCGCAAAAACCUGACGGAGAUACUCGAGAUAAUCGGUAAGGCCAGAAGCAAGAGUCGAGCUCGUAGCAAGAGUCGCGACGAGGAGUCGAGUAACAACGACAAGGUCGAUGGCAGUGGUGGCAGUGCUGUCGCUGCAAAGUGCGAUAGAAACGAAAAGAAACGGGAAAAGACUGGUAGCGGUACCAGUGGUAGUAGGGAUGGUUGUACGAUCAAGAAGGAAAAGAAGAAACAUAAAGGAGGUAGUGCCGGUAGCGGUGGAAAGACUCACAAGGUCCAUUUCGAGAAAGCUGUGAUGGGAAGACAAUGGUCACCUUAUGGUUGUCAUUAUUACCCGGAUCCAGAUUCUUUUCCACAGCCAAGAUUAGACUCGUUACCACCGGACCCAUUAGGAAGGGGUGAACAAUAUUAUUUGGAUUUAGCUGGUAACAUAAGAAAGGGUCCGGUCGGUGUAGGCUAUACUUGUUAUUGCGCACCUUUCUUUAGGCAUAUGGAAGCAAAGUUAGAAAGAGACAAGGCAGAAUUAAAGGCACAUAUCGAUCAGGCACACGAAAGAUUGGAUUUGAAAGUGGCCAAUCUUGAGAGAAGAACCCGUGGACAGAUUUCAGAACUUACCAGAUGCGUAGCAGCUGAAAGGGCACGUUGCGACGAAAGACAUCAGCAUAUUCAGCAGAGAUUGUCUCGUGGUGGAAGAGGUAGACACAGUGAGAGACCAGCGAGAACGUCGAACGUCGACGAUCAAGUCCCUCCUACUCGUGCCAGAUCUCUCGAGGAUUUACUUGAUGAUAGACCACAGGAUAGAAGCUUUGAAAUUCCCGGCGAGACUCCUGUUUAUCGAGGUAGUCUCGAUGAUUUAGAUAUUCCUGCUAUACCUAGGCUGAGCAAAUCGAUGAAGGAUCUUCCUUCGGGAUCGGGUAUGGCUAGGUCGACCUUGAGAGUACUUGACGUUCCAGCAAGAUUGAAUGAGACUUUCGAUGGUGUCAUCAGGCAAGAUCGUAGCUCUCCUCUUGGUGCAGCAUCGUCGCCGUCUAUGAGCUCGAGACAACAGACUCGUCGGCAACGGACGUCUCUCUCGCAGGAACAGGGUCCUAAUAUUAGCCAGGAAGACAAUAACGCUACUCGUAAGAACGGCGAAGAAAAUUCUGGAGAAUGGAGAUCGUCGCCGAGUCGUCGUAGCGUACACGAGAUGAUCAAACGAUUUCAACAAGUACCUGGCAUGCAUAAUGGCUGGCGUGGACAACGUUCUGGUAGUAGCGAACCUACCAGCCCGGAACACAGUCAGUGUUCUCAAAACAAAAGGAUUCAACCACAGGGUGGUGUAGGAAAUAGCUGGCACGGUGAAGGUGAAGGUAACAACAGUGAAAGUAGCGAGGGAGAGGAUGACAUGGAGCAACCAGAAGCCCUGAAAGGAAAUGUUUCGAACAAAGGGGUUAUACAAGAAGAUGUUCAUUACGACAGCAUAGCCAGGAUGCCUUACAGAUCGCGUAGUGCUGUUUAUAGUCCUACUCCACUCUUGCACGAUGCUCACAAUGAUUCUGGAUAUAGUACACGUAUGUACGGAUCGAGUAAGGGAGCUUCGCCUUCUCUCUCAGGACAAUUAGAAUGCGACGUUAUUCUACCACCUUCGCAAGGAGGUGCCUUCCCAAGCGGAGAACAAUUGGCUGCUUUAUUGGAACAACCAAGAGGACAUGACCUGACUGUUUACGAAAGAGGCGCAGACAAUGUUGUUAUUAAUAUAGGAACUGCGAGUCUCGUUUAACGUAUUUUUCUUUUUUGCGAGAUUUGUCAAGUGUAAACAUGGAACUUCCAAAGAUGACGCAAAAAAAAACGGGUAAUUCGCUCGUAAUUUUGUAAACUCGUCAUUAGCGAAAGGUUAUACAUACACUGCGUUCUUCUUUAGAGACUUAUUCACGUACCUUCCAUUAUUUUUUAAUUAAUUGUUCAAUACGUGCUCAUUUUUGUAGAAUAAUAGCAAUUACAAGCGAUUUCUUUUAUACAUAUACAUAUACCUGUGUGUUCAUAUUUUUAUAUAAAUAUUAUCUUAAAAGAAGGAAUCGAAAUGUUAGUUGUUUGUAAUUUGAGUACAAAUGUAAGUGUUUUCGAUCGUCAUAUUAACGUAGUUAUCUUCGAUCGUGUGUGG
Molecule: messenger RNA, 4396 nt
Organism: Vespula vulgaris
Lineage: Eukaryota; Metazoa; Arthropoda; Insecta; Hymenoptera; Vespidae
Gene: dgo
Product: ankyrin repeat domain-containing protein 6
Exons: 10
Coding region: 1505-4015 (836 amino acids)
Biological process (GO): innate immune response
Cellular component (GO): cytoplasm
Molecular function (GO): protein binding
Source: RefSeq, a predicted model, not a curated record